CUAAAUCUAGUUAUAUAAUAUGUAAAUAAUAUUUUAUUGACUUCAAUAUUAUUAUAAAAUGUUAAUAAUAAUAAAAAAAAAAAAAUACUCAACGCUCAAAUGGAAUCAUUGAUUUUCUUCAUUUUACAUUUUUAUAUUUAAUAAUAUGCAUGUGUUUCAUUUGUAUUAAAUUUCUAAGUUGGUAGGUAUGAUAAUAAUUAUAAAAGUAAAUUAAAAAAAAAAAAGUUUUAUAAAAUUGACCGAUCAAUAUAAUCAAAUUAACCUGCACCAAUAUGAUCAGAUUACGUGAAACUCGCUGGUAUAUGAAACAUUUAGACUGCAUAGUAAAUUUAUAGGUACGCUAUACAAAAUACUAAACGUAAACCUAUUACAAAAAUAUUAUGUUAUUUGUAUCGUUAAGUUUAAAUAAAUUUGGGUAACAUUUGUAGAUCAUGUAUAAUGAAAGUCUUAAAAUCAUUUGUGCAUUUUUCUAAAAUAAUCAAUUUAACGGUGUGACUCAUUGAUCAUCGCUAUGGAUAAUAAUAUACCCAAGAAUAACAUAAACUCAAAAGGUGUCUAUGGUAACAAACAAUAAUGCAGCUACUGAAUUCACUGUAUAUAUAGCCAACUAUACUAAAAUUUAAACUUUAGUGUUUACUAGUGUGUAGCACAAGUAUUUAUUUUUCUAUUUUUGUAUUCGAUCACCAUUGUGUAAACCUCAACAAUAUGACUGAACAACAGGAGGAUAAAAUGGAUUCGUCUACGGUUAAAAAACUCGUAAAUCGUAUCCAGGCUUGUACAUUUCUCCCGUACCUAAAUAAAAGUGAUUGGUCCACUGACGUAAUAUCCAGUAUAGAGGAGUUUAUUAGCACGGAUCGACAAGUGAUAUGUUUGUUUUAUGAGAACGACAUACUUAAAGCCACUUUUUGCAUACCCAAUGCUCGUACGGAUUCUAUUAUGUGGUUUCUAAAAACGAGCAACAGCGAAAACACACAACUGAACAACUCUAAUUUCUUAAAACUGAUUUCAUUCGGGAAAAUGGACACUCAAGUGGAGAAAACAAUGUUCUUAUUAUUAGACUCUUUGUAUUCUCCCUUUAUAUUUUCUUGGUCAGCCAGUGAAAAAGAUCAAUUUUUUGAACAAUACAGAUCAGUUAUCCAAGAGUUAUGUUCAUUACGAUAUAAGUUUUUAGGAAUGCCUAGUAUUUACAUUCCAACGAUAGUUGGGAAAUUUGAUGAAACUUCAAAAAGUGUCAGUGAAGAAACCCUUAAAGUGCUAGAAAAUAUUUUAAACGUAUAUACUUUAGAAAUUCAAACAUGCUUAAUGGACACUGAAAGAGUGCCUACCAAAUGUGAAUAUAUGAUGGAACAUAUUAUUGAUGAGAUACAUUAUUGGAAAACUAGACUUAGAAAUUUACGGUUUAUAACUACUCUAUUAAGUUAUAAGAGUGUUGAAGAAAUUCUUACAAUAUUAAAUCAACAUCAAUCAAUUCUUGUUCAUUCGUUCAACAACACUAUGAAUGAAAUUAAGGCAGCCAAAGUAGAAGCCAAAUCCAAUCUAAAUUACUUACAAGUUUUAUGGGAUCCGGUCAUGGACUUAUACGAUAUAAAAUCACCAAAUGACGUAUUAAUAAGAUUGCCAGACAUAUUUGUCAAGUUUAUUUUUAUUUUUGAAGAAUCGCAAUACUAUAACAAAUGGUCCGACAUAAGUCGUUUGUUCGAAUAUCUCGGAAAUCAAAUUGUAUACAUUUGCCGAAAAACCAUAAAAAUUUCAGAACUAUUCUCUGGCAAUACGGAAAGCGUUUUAAAUGAACUUCAGAUUUCGAUGGAUUGUUGUGAAAAUUUUAUUUCAAUAUAUACUAAAGUAAUUGAAAUUUAUAACUCUAAAAAUGAUGGACACUGGUCAGUGGAAACUAAAGACGUGCAUAUGUUUUUGGAUCGCUGCAGAGAUGUUAAUUAUAUAUGCAAAUCAAUUAUCUUAUUUAAAAGGAUGAAUGGAAAACACCCGAUACCAAAACCGAGAUUUUCAUUUACCAAAGGACUAGAGUUCGAAAAAGUUAUGGAAUCCGUUGAGUUAAAAUUCAAUAAAUUGAUAAGCAAUUUGGAGAAUGUCCAAAACUUAAUAUUCAACGUAAAUACCACUGAUUGGUAUCAACAUGAACUCGAAUUCAAAAACGAAGUGAAAGAAUUAUGCAAUAUAGUUGAACAGCUGUUAAAUGACGCGAUGAGUAUUACGUGUAACAUUGAGGAUGCUCUGAAUGUUUUACAGAGCUUGCAUUAUUUUUCUAAUUGGCCACAGCUGAAGUCCCAUUUUCAGAAAAAAACUAAUGAUGUCUACGCCAUGUUAAUCGACGAUAUAUCAUUAGCUAUGCAAUUUUACACGGACAACAGUUACCAAAUACCAUCCUUUAUGAUCAAAUAUUCAGGUGUCUGCAUAACCACCAUGACCGAAUACAGAAGAAUUGAAACACUAAAAAAUAUGAUAUCAGAACGUCCUUGGUUAUUACCGUGUUCAAAUAGUGAAAAACUUCAUGAGUUAUACAAAAAUUAUACAAUCGCUUAUCAAGAACUAUUAAAUAACACAAUUGAAUUAUGGAAUAAUCAAUCGAAUAUAAACUAUGACAAAAAAUUAGAUACAUAUAUUUUAGAAGGAAAUCAAAAUGAUCAAUUCUGGAAUUUAACGCUUCACAUGGACUGUGAUGUAUUUGAACUGUUAACUGAAAUAGAGUAUUGGUCAUUGAUUGGCUUCAAAAGUAUACUGACACCAAAUUACAUCGCCACAAAUGCAACAAAAAUAAUGCGACUUCAUCGAAAUGCAUCAAAAAUAGUUAACGACUACAAUACUCUAAUAGCUGGUUUAUCCGAGCAAGAAAUGCUAUUAUUUAGCGAAUCAAUAGAUGCAUGCAAUAAAAUGACAUCACCAAUGACUCAAUGUUAUACAUGGAAACAAAUAGAUAUUGACAAUUAUUUACUUGACUGUUUUGAUGAAUUAGAAUCGGUAAAGUAA
Molecule: messenger RNA, 2985 nt
Organism: Aphis gossypii (cotton aphid)
Lineage: Eukaryota; Metazoa; Arthropoda; Insecta; Hemiptera; Aphididae
Exons: 13
Coding region: 706-2985 (759 amino acids)
Source: RefSeq, a predicted model, not a curated record